Molecule: messenger RNA, 1536 nt
Organism: Impatiens glandulifera
Lineage: Eukaryota; Viridiplantae; Streptophyta; Magnoliopsida; Ericales; Balsaminaceae
Product: PH, RCC1 and FYVE domains-containing protein 1-like
Exons: 3
Coding region: 1-1536 (511 amino acids)
Source: RefSeq, a predicted model, not a curated record
AUGGAAACAAGAGUAUCUUCGGCAUGUGAAGCUCUGGUCCAUGGAAGAUUUUUUGAGGAACUGUCAUCAGAUAUGAUCCUUUGUAUCCUUAAAUCUGGCUGUUUGAGCGCGUCUGAUUUUGCUUGUCUAGAGAUAACUUGCACAACAUUCGGUGGAAUCAGAGAACUACUUCACCCAAUAAUAAGUUUCGGAUCUUUAGUUGAUUUGGCAGCGUUUCAAUUAUGUGAAUCUCAUCCAAUAUAUUCAUGUUUGAACGAAGCUGGAAAAGAAAAACUUUUGAGUUGGAUGGGCAACAAAUGGAGUCGAGCAUUGAAUUUCCUUUCAGGUUAUAAUUAUAUACAUGAUGAUGAGGUGAAGGCGGCAGGAGUUAAUAAUUUUACAAUUGUGUCGACGACGACGAAGGAUUCUUCUCAUGUGUACAUUUGGAAUGGUCAUUCAUUGGGUAUCCUUUUAUUAAUGGGGGACUAUUUAAAGCAUGAACAGUUUACUCGGAUUAGCUUCGACCAGCCUUUAACAACAUCAUAUGUGGAUAAUAUAGUCUCUGUCUCUUCCAAAUACGAACAUGUUGCUUUUAUUACGCAAUCAGGAGAGGUUUUUACAUGCGGUGUCAAUUCGUCAGGUUGUUGUGGGCAUACAACAGGUGGGGAUGGUACUCAUGAUCAUGACAUUGACAAUAAUCGUAUCCUUAAACCUCGGCUUGUGGAAGGCGCACUGAAGGGAAUACCAUGCAAACAAGUUGCAGUCAGUUAUAAAUUCACCGUGUUUCUUACUAGAGAUGGACGAGUAUAUACUUGUGGGAGAAACGAUCACGGUCAGCUUGGUCAUGGCGAUAGGGUGGAUAGACCAACACCUACCAUAGUAGAAUCGUUAGUAGAUGAUGUAAUAGUUCAGGUUUCAGCUGGUAAAACUUUCACAUUAGCUCUAACUAGCAAUGGCAAAUUGUAUUCAUUCGGGUCGGGCGAUGAUUGGUGCUUGGGUCACGGAGUUAAGAAGAAUGAGUUAAGCCCUCGUCUGGUUCACGACUUAAAUAGAAUAUGGCAUCUUCACAUUGUUAGAGUCUAUGCAGGAGUUAACCAUGUUGUAGCUAUUGAUUCUAGGGGAUUGGUUUAUACUUGGGGGAGAGGUAAAAUAGGCCAGUUGUGUAAUGGAGGAAUUUUAGACAAUUUGAUUGAAUUCCCUCAUUAUCGCAAAGAGCUAUAUCGAAUCACACCACAAGUAGUCAAGACUCUGAGGAGCCAAAUUGCUAUACAGGCAACGGUUAACCAGUUUAAUACGGUUAUUUUAAUGAACGACCGUCGCACUAUUUACGUGCAUGGUCUUAGAUUUCCAUGGGAGGGGUAUGAGUUGUCUCUUGAAGACAAGUUAAAAUUGGACGAACAUAUUGAAAUCAUUUGUCAAGUUAGCAGUGGCCUCUAUCACACCGUCUUAGUCACUAACCGUGGUCGACAUAUUGGAUUCAGAACUAACGAUGAUGGGCGGGUCGAACACGAUAAUAUUACUAGAUGGUUAUUUCCCCUCACUCAACUUUCUUUAUAG